AUGGACUUGUUUCGAGGCGCCGUAUCUCUACUCUACAGACGAAAUCUGGUGCUACAGCAGUUGGAGGUGAGGUGGCGAGUCCUCCAGACGGCAGGCGGGUUCAUCAGCCGUCGCUACGGAGCCGUAUCUACGGCUGCAGUGAUUGUGCUGUUACUGGACCUCGCCCUGGGCUGGACCGCCGCGUGGCUCUGGAAACACUACAAUGCCGGGGGAAUACUGGAGCACGGCGUCGCUCGCUACACGCUCUCGAGUCUGCGAGUGACGCGAGGGCUCCUGGACUGGGUUAUGGGUGCUCCAGCCGGUCUGAAACUGAACACUCCGCUGAGUCUGUUCCUUGGCUCUCGCUGUCUCUAUCUCCUGAGACUGUGGGAGAUCUUCUACCGCGAUUUCCUCUCCUUCUACCUUCCUCUCCUCAUCCCCCUUCUCCCUGCACUCACCUCAACGCUGGGCCUGUCUCUUUCCCUCUCCCUCCUUCACGACUUCUUCAAAUUUCUCAACCUUUGCCACAUCUGUUUCUUCGUUUUUUCCUCUCGUCUCCUAAAACUACAGUUAUCAGCUCUUCUGUCUCUAUCACGCCUCUUUCGCGGCAAGAAAUGGAACGUUUUACGUCAGCGAGUCGACUCCUGCGAUUACGACACUAAUCAGUUGUUGCUAGGGACGAUUGUAUUCACAGCCCUUCUGUUCCUGUUGCCAACGACAACAGUGUUUGCAGUCCUGUUCCUCUCCCUUAGAGUACUGCAGUGGACGGUGCAGUUGAUGCUCCGAGUGCUGGUGGUGGGCAUUAAUUGGACCACCUUCACCUUCUUCAAUACACUAGAGAGAUUUGGACGAGAGGAACCGCUGUUGAAGCUGAGAAUGAAGGAGAGGGAGGGAAGGAGGGAGUUGGUAUGGAGAGGGAAGAGGUGGAAGUUAGAGAUUUACUAG
Molecule: messenger RNA, 924 nt
Organism: Geodia barretti
Lineage: Eukaryota; Metazoa; Porifera; Demospongiae; Tetractinellida; Geodiidae
Source: the annotation of a GenBank genome assembly